AUGGCGGCGAAAAGCGAAACCAAUAUAAGUCCUCUCAAAGUCGCCAUUAUUGGCGGUGGUCCCGGUGGACUGGGUGCGGCGAUCGAGUUUAACAAAUUAGAAUAUGUCGAUUGGAAUCUUUAUGAGAAGAAGCCUGAAAUUAGCGAAACUGGCGGCGGCAUUAGCCUUCAACGCCAUACAUGGAGGCUUCUAGAACUGAUUGGAGCAGCCAAGAAUGUAGAUCCAAAUGAUUUCUUCAGAUCUCCAGACGGGACGAGCGGGCAAACAAGAAAUGGAAGAACUGGCAGACUCCUGGAGCAAAGCAGUCAUUCCUCAGACGUACCCCUCCAACAGCGGAGUUGCCGGAUGGUCCGGGCCAAGUUGCAAUCGGCAUUGCUUCAAGAUGUUGAUCAGUCUCGAAUCCACGUCUCGAAGAAGUUGACAGAUAUUGUCAAGCUCCCAAGUGGCAAAAUCCAAAUUAGUUUCGCAGACGGCUUCACAGAUGAAGUUGAUUUACUAGUUGGCGCGGAUGGUAUUAGAUCGUUUGUAAGAUCUUUUGCUUUCCCGGAACACAAAAUCAAAUACAACGGGCAGUCUGCGUACCGUACCAUCAUCAAUAAGCAAGCUGCCUUUGCCAUCGACGGCAUUCCCAAGUCCCCUGUUUUCUGGCAAAACACUGGGGGCAAGUAUGUCUUCACUUGCCCCCUCGGCGGGGAUGACUUUGAGGUCACAGCACGAAUUCGCCGACCAACCGAAGGCCAGGAGCACGUCAGCUGGGGUCGUCCUUUUGACUUUUCGACUAUCGCUUCGGAGUAUGACGAGUUCUGCGAGCCGGUUCGUAAAGUGAUCCAGCUCGCAGCGCAAGGAAAGACAGAGGAGUUCGCCUUGUUUUCAGGCCCACGCUUGGAUAGCGUAAUUUCACACGAUGCGCUGGCCUUGAUCGGAGACGCGUCCCACCCACUCUCCGGAGCCUUUGGUGCUGGUGCUGGGUUUGCUUUGGAAGACGUUUACGCGCUAACUCGAAGCGUUGACUUUGCUUGGAAGAAUGGCGAGGGAUUGAAGGCUGCGUUGCAGCUGUAUGAUCAAAUCAGAUCACCCCAUUACCGCGACUUGUAUGGAGUGUUGGACAAUUUCGCCGUAAUCAACACCAAACUAUUGGCAGAACAGCUUCCAGCCGACGAGGAGAUUGAGGAACGAGUUAGGCGAGCCAGUGAAAAGAAAGCUACCUGGAUGUAUCAUUAUGAGGUCGAUAAGGUGGUAGAAAAGCUUGUGGGUGGCGCUAGUCAACACGGCCAGCCUGCUGCACUCCUCUAG
This is a messenger RNA of Colletotrichum truncatum, 1293 nucleotides long. RefSeq names its product salicylate hydroxylase. Gene Ontology annotation, molecular function: FAD binding. The record is from RefSeq and is a predicted model, not a curated record. Gene Ontology annotation, biological process: secondary metabolite biosynthetic process. Lineage: Eukaryota; Fungi; Ascomycota; Sordariomycetes; Glomerellales; Glomerellaceae.